GUAAUGCCUCUGACAACUCCCGUCCCUCCUAACAAGAGGAAGAAGGCCAACAAGAUCAUCACUGACCUGUCCAACAUCAGCCAGGAUGAUGACGAGUCCGACCCCGAGGCCUCUGAGUUCGACCUGGGCACCAAGAUCAAGACGCCCAAGGACGUGAUGCUGGAGGAGCUUUCGCUGCUCAAGAACAAGGGCUCCAAGAUGUUCAAGAUGAGGCAGCAGAGAGUCGAGAAGUUCAUCGUCACCAACGAGAACCUGCAGAACCUCCAGAAUCUGCUGAUGUCUCCUCCAACUCCUCCCCCCAAGCCUGAGAUGCCCAAGGAGGAAGUGGUGGAGGAGAAGGUGGACGAGCAGGCGGAGAAGGAGAGGAGGAGGAGGGAGUAUGUUCGCACCUACGUGUCGCCAUGGGAACGGGCCAUGAAGGGCAACGAGGAGCUGACAGCCACCAUGAGGGCCAGUAUGCCAGGACCCAUCCUGAUCCACGGUGACCUGCCUCACUUCAAGAGCUUCAACAGGACGGCACUGCCUUAUGGCGGCUACGACAAGGCCUCCAAAAUGCUGACCUUCGAGCUCCCAGAACUCAACAUGACCCCCGAGGAGCCGGAGCCCCUGCCCACCCUGCAGGCCGACAUCCGCUCACGGCCCUCCUUCAACCGCACGCCCAUCGGCUGGGUGUGCAGCGAGGACAGCACACACAUCCACAUGGACCUGGACAACAUCCCCUUUGACGGAGAGACGGACGAUCUGUGA
This is a messenger RNA of Myripristis murdjan (pinecone soldierfish), 747 nucleotides long. RefSeq names its product myozenin 1b (gene myoz1b). The record is from RefSeq and is a predicted model, not a curated record. Bases 4 to 747 code for a protein of 247 amino acids. The transcript is spliced from 5 exons. Gene Ontology annotation, molecular function: telethonin binding; actin binding; FATZ binding. Gene Ontology annotation, cellular component: actin cytoskeleton; Z disc. NCBI's taxonomy places the organism in Eukaryota, Metazoa, Chordata, Actinopteri, Holocentriformes, Holocentridae.